AUGUACAAGAGUACAACUGGGGAAGACAAAAGAGAGGCCGAGGAAGAACGAGACCAAGGACGAGAACGAACACGGCCAACGACCUUUCUAGAGCUCCUUCGCCUGUGCCACACCCUUGUCUCGUUGUUACGAGCCGAAGCCCCGUCUCGCUCCACGACUGGGAAAAUGCCAGCUCCAACCGGGAAAUAUUGUCCGUUGCGACUUCAGCAUUGGGAAGAUUGUGCUUCCAGACAACAGGAGAUUUACCGCUCUGUUUGCGCCUAUCUGGCACCUCCAGGAGAGGCUGCAACACAGCUGUUCCUGUCGCGCAUAGUGCUAGAAGGCUUUGGGGAAGAAUUUAAUAAAAGGGCAAUAAGUAGUGAACAAGACCUGGAAAGCUAUGAACGAUUUGGGGUGGAAAAUCAUGUUCGUGAUAUUAUCGCACAGCUCUGCAAGAUACCGGCCGCUCGAGAGGAAUUUGGCCUGAGCGAUGGAGUCAAGUUUGACAAUCAUGCAAAUGCCCUCAAGCCACCCGAGACUGACCCAUCCCUACCGACUACGUACCGGCGUUCUAGACCAGAUCAAUUUUGUAUAUGCCGGAUUGACUGUGAGAGAAAUACCCUUCUUACCACAGUCGAGUAUAAGCCGCCCCAUAAGCUGUCCGUCGAGAACCUUCGCGCAGGAUUGCGAGACAUGAACUUCUGGGAAGACGUGGUCCGACCGAAUUCUAUCCCCACGGAGGAGUCGGCGAAACUGACGUAUAAUGCAGCCUGUCUGACUGCAUCCGCUGUGACUCAAGAGUAUUAUGUGAUGAUUCAGGAAGGACUCGAGUACUCAUAUUUGAACGGGUUGGCCUUGGUUCUGUUACGGGUCCCCUACGAUGAACCGGGCACGUUAUACUACCACCUCUGCGAGCCAAACGUGGAGAUCGAUCUAAAUGACGACUGGAGCUUUGAGCAGCCAUUAACCGCCAUUGCACGGGUAUUGUGUCUCUGCUUGAUGAGUUUUGGCCCGCCGGUCCGCAACCAGGCGUGGCGAAAUCAGGCAUCGAAGAAGCUGCCGGUCUGGAAGACGAGUUUCGAUCAUACCCGUUCCCAAAUCCCGGAAAGAGAAUUACGGCAACACUCACCAAGCCCAGAAUAUAGUCCCUCGGAGAGUUCUGGAUGGACAGCGUCAGAGUACCUCCCAUCAUCCUCUCCGAUUGAAUCCCCUACGCAACGUCGAAUACCAACCCGAUCUCGAGCCCAGUGCGCGCCGAAUACCAUGGAGCGUGAUGAGUCUCCCGAACCUGAUAUGGACCCCGCCCCUGGCGGGCGGAAGCGUGGCUUCAACCAGGUUACAUCAUCUCCAUCGUCUCCAUCGGUGCAGCGCUCGGCCCGUCAGACCGGGGGCCAGCAGAAUGAACGCGGCCGAUACCAACACAACGCUCAAUUCUGUACCCAGCAAUGCCUGCUUGGCUUACAGCGAGGAGGCAAGCUGGAUGACCACUGCCCGAAUGCCGAGCUCCAUCGACAGGGUGGGACCAGCAUCCAACACCUGAUCGACGCCAAGGGUCUGGUUCGGCAGCUUAAGCAGCAACUGGAUGAAAACCUCGACCGCGAUUGCACCCCGAUGGGAGGCUGUGGGGCAUCGGGAGCGCCUUUCAAAAUUACAUGCACCGCGUAUGGGUAUACGGUCGUCGGUAAAGGAACUACGUCUUACCGGUGGAACGAGGUCAAGCGAGAGGCGGAUAUUUAUCUCCCAGUCUUUCUCGGCGCAAUCGACCUGGCCGUGAUCUACUUCCUCGAAGGGGCUGGCCGGAUCCGCCAUAUGCUACUUAUGGCUUGGGGAGGUCGUGUUUUGAUCGUUGACUUUCAUCGUUCGGAAUUAGAUGCCCGACCGACGAAAAAGCGAAUGAAAUCACACGAACAGCUCUCCUGCGGGGCAGAGGAACGCAGGCGAAAACGACCUCAUCUGGGCUAUAAAUAA
Molecule: messenger RNA, 1947 nt
Organism: Aspergillus pseudonomiae
Lineage: Eukaryota; Fungi; Ascomycota; Eurotiomycetes; Eurotiales; Aspergillaceae
Exons: 4
Coding region: 1-1947 (648 amino acids)
Source: RefSeq, a predicted model, not a curated record